GCAGGGCCAGCCUGAGGGAGCCGGAGCCGGAGACAAGUGCUAGCGGCACCGACCCCCCGGGGAAGCUGCCACCUGCGGCGACAUGUGGUCGUGGUCGUGGCCCCGGGCCGGGCUGUUGACGGCUGCCGCGUUGUUGGCCCUGGCAAGCGGGCAGAUCCCCAGCCUGUGCUCGGGCCCCGAGCAGCUGUGGAGCCGCCGCUGCUGCCCGGCGUGGUGGGCCGACGGCUCGGCCUGCGGCAACGUGUCGGGCCGGGGCUGGUGCCGGCGGCUGGAGCGGGCGGGAGAGCGGCGGGCAGCCGCAGGGAGCUGGGGCGGCGGUGCCGACUUUCGCCUGGGCUGGCCGGGCUACUUCUACGAGGAGGUGUGCGAGUGUAGGCCGCGUUACCAUGGCAGUGACUGCGGGGAGUGCGCGGCGGGCUGGGCCGGGCCCGGUUGCCGGCGGCCGCACCUGGUGAAGCGGCUCAACCUGUGGGACAUGCCCGAGGCCCAGCGGGACCGCUUCCUCGACCGCCUGCUGCAGGCCAAGCGCACCGACAGCCCGCGGUACCUGAUCUACGGCAGCGCCAGCCCCAGGCCCGGCUCCCCGCUGCGCCUCCGCCGCGCCAGCCUCUACGACGUGUUCGCCUGGGCCCACUACGUGUGCGUCAAGCACCGCGGCGACGGGCAGCCCGGCUCCUUCGCCCACCGUGGGCCCGCCUUCCCCUGCUGGCACCGCGCCUACCUCCUCUUCUUCGAGCGGGAGAUGCGAAACCUGACCGGCGACCCCGACUUCUUCGUGCCCUACUGGAGCUGGGCCGGGCAGCCCGCCUGCGACGUCUGCAUUGACACCAUCUUCGGCUCCAGCAACGCCAGCGGCCUCCUCAACCAGGCGUCGCGCUUCCAGCAAUGGCCGACAUUCUGUUUGGAAGAGAGCACCCACGAGCUGGACUUUGAGCUGGUUUGCCCGCCGGGUCCCAAGCGUCUCAUCCGCCGCACGCCGUCCGUGAGCGGCGAUUUGCCCAGCCUACAGGACGUGCGCUCGAGCCUUCUGCUGCCCAUCUAUGACACGCACCCCUACAACGAGAGCGCCCUGGGAUCCUUCCGCAACACGUUGGAAGGGUUCCUGCUGCCUAGUGACCCCCAGACCCUCUACCCCAGCAUGCACAAUAUGGUUCAUUAUUUCUGCGGUGGGACAAUGUCAAAUGCAGCUUAUUCGGCCAACGACCCUCUCUUCCUAUCUCAUCACGCCUACAUCGACAAGAUCUUUGAGAUGUGGCUUCGUUCCCACCCAGGAAACUCCAUUUAUCCGCGGGAUCCUUCCAUCCCACAUGGCCACCGUGCCGAUGACACAAUGCCACCUUUUAUCCCAGUGGUGGCCAACCAAGACUUCAUGAAGAGCUCGCUGGAGUUCGGCUACACUUACUCGGAAAUGACCAACUGAGCUGACUGCCCUGUUCUUUGCACUCCUGCCCAAGUGGGAUGCGGGCAUGUGAAGAGUGAAACUAACAGCUGCCAAUCUCCUGCUUCUCUUCUUUGCCCCCCUCUCCCCCCACGACAGAGUUACCUUCAGCACCUGCGACCUAACCACAGCAAGAUUUUCAAGAUGAGCCCCGAGUUACCCCACUUAGAAAUAUGACAAAAUUGCUGGAGAAACUCAGCGGGUGAGGCAGCAUCUAUGGAGGGAAGGAAUAGGCGACGUUUCGGGUUGAGACCUGAAGAAAGGUCUUGACCCAAAACAUCGCCUAUUUCUUCGCUCCAUAGAUGCUGCCUCACCCGCCGAGGUCCACCAGCAUUUUUGUCUACCUUCGAUUUUUCCAGCAUCUGCUGUCCUUUCUUAACCACUUAGAAAUAUGUUCAGCCACCAAGAUAGUUUAGUUUGGAGAUACAGCGUGGAAACAGGCCCUUCUUACCACCGAGUCCACACCGACCGGUUACAAUUUUACUAAACCAAUUAACCUGCAAGACUGUACGUCUUUGGACUAUGGAUGAAAACCCACGCGGUCACAGGGGGGACGUACAAACUCUGUACAGACAGCAUCUGUAGUCAGGAUUGAACCCGGAUCGCUGGCGCUACAAGGCAGCAAGUCUGCCGCUGCGCCACCGUGCUGGAUUGAAAAAUUCAGCAAGGAAACAUGCCCCUUCGUCCCACUAAAGUCCACGCCGACCAACAAUUACCCAUUCACACUAGUUCUAUGUUAUACCACUUUCUCAUCCAUUCCCUGCACACCAGGGGCAAUUUACAGAGGUCAAUUAACCGAUAAACCCGCCCUUCUUUGGUUUGUGGGAGGAAACCCACACCGUCACAGGGAGACCAUGCAAACUCCACACAGACAGCAACUAAUUCAACAUCAUGGUGUCAAAGUAAUAGGGGGGUCCCCUCCCUAUAAGGGCUGUACUAGUACUUGGAAACACAAUUCAACAAGACAAUGCACGAGCCCUUUUCUUGAAUAAAUAUGAGGGAUUUGAGAUCCAAGGACAGUUUUCAGUACAGAGAUGGCUGAGGAGAUUCAAUUCUAACACACCUAAUUGGCCUCAUUCAGAAUUACCUGACAGUUUACUUCACAAUGCUUUGCGUGGAACUAAACAAGAGGUUUGGGGACCAGAGCAGUUUGCUAUUAUGGAAAUGGGGUUGAAUCUAAAUUGUACACAUGCAAUGUAAUUUCUCUGGCACACUCCUUGUCAUGUGUUUCACUGCUUAUAUAUUAAAGGCAUUACUCUGA
Molecule: messenger RNA, 2699 nt
Organism: Leucoraja erinaceus (little skate)
Lineage: Eukaryota; Metazoa; Chordata; Chondrichthyes; Rajiformes; Rajidae
Product: tyrosinase-like
Exons: 4
Coding region: 83-1420 (445 amino acids)
Molecular function (GO): oxidoreductase activity
Source: RefSeq, a predicted model, not a curated record